AUGCCUGCCGCACACAUCCCUGGCCUCAGCGAGAAGAUCCGUUCUCUUAGACGCCCUCAAGCCACUGAAGUCUUCUACUCUUGCAGCCAGCAGGAAUGGGACGUUCUGUGUCAGCAGACCCUCGUCGACCGAACCAGAGCUGCCGCCACACGCACUCUCAUCAAGAAGAGUAAGGCAGGCGUCCUCCACGAGACUGCCAAGGGAGAACCAGCACAAGUAAAGUGCUCUGGUUGCAAGCCCGGUACCAAAAGCGAGGGUUUCCCUUGUUACUUGAAGGCAAACAGCACUGCUGUCACCUGCGGUCAUUGCAACUACCACAAGAGAUCAAAGUGUGAUGCUCAGCGCGCUCCUACUGGUUCCUUCAACGACCUUGCUUUCAGCCCCAUCUUCACUACAAUUGAUGAAUCCGGCGUUAUCGCUCCCUACGACCCUCUUCUCGCGCCUGCUGCUGCCCCUGUCGAAAUGACAUAUCUGGAAUGGUUGCAGGCCGAGUACAACGCAGAGUUGGCUCGUCUGAACCACGAGGUGGACAUGGGAUGGUACCAACAGUAG
This is a messenger RNA of Aureobasidium namibiae CBS 147.97, 552 nucleotides long. RefSeq lists its product as uncharacterized. The transcript has 3 exons. The record is from RefSeq and is a predicted model, not a curated record. The coding region runs from base 1 to 552 and encodes 183 amino acids. Lineage: Eukaryota; Fungi; Ascomycota; Dothideomycetes; Dothideales; Saccotheciaceae.